This is a messenger RNA of Malaya genurostris, 1034 nucleotides long. Its product is annotated as UPF0598 protein CG30010. The coding region runs from base 280 to 915 and encodes 211 amino acids. The transcript is spliced from 3 exons. Lineage: Eukaryota; Metazoa; Arthropoda; Insecta; Diptera; Culicidae. The record is from RefSeq and is a predicted model, not a curated record.
UGAUAGUGAUUUCGUAUAUUGGAGCGAAUAUGGUCGCUUCCGGUGAUAUAUAAACGAACACAUUAUAAGAGAAAUCAUCAAAUACCAGCUCAACUUUUUUUUACAAUGACGGCAAAACGGCUUCUGUCGUGAAUGCCCACAAUCACCAUGCAUGCUAUAAAUACAACCCUGGAUUGUAUAUAAUCAGAUCGUUAUUGUCUGUUUCGAAUUGGAUAAUUACAUUUUAUUUCACGCAGUAAUAUUCCAAGUGUGCCAAUACUAAGUACCGAGAACAGCAGAAUGAUACUCAAGAGCAUACAAGUUGCAACGGUAUCAGCCAGAAAAUGUUCUAGUUUUAUGUAUCGCCAAGGACAAUCGCCCGCUCCAAAUGUCCGUGAAUACUUUUAUUACAUCGAUCAUGAAGGAAUGUUGUUUCUGGACGAUGCUCGAAUCAAAAAUUUUACGUCAUGCUUCAAAGAAAAAAAGUUUCUCGAAUUUUUCUUCAAGCGUUUGCGAUUUAACGAAGGCACUCGAUAUCGGGAGCAUUUUCCGUUUUUAUCCCCAUGCGGACGCGAACGAAAUUACGUUCGGUGUGACGAUGUCCCGAUUGUAUUCACACACAUAUUUCAGGAUUCAAAGGGCAUUGAUCAACUGUCUUUUGCACAUGCCGGCGAUCUUCUCACUGUACCUUGGGAACCUGAUCGUAUAUGUAUGUUUCCACUAAGUGGACGAGUUUAUCAUCCUGCACCCGAGCGAUGUGGAUCGAUCGGUUUAGUCCGAUCAAAACUGGCUAUUGAGUUAAGUAAGCAUUUCACAUUCCUCGAAGGAGAAGAUGAGCCACCGACGCAUUUUGCGUGGAAAAAUACAACCUACGAACUGAAUCGAGAAUGGUGGAAAAGCACAUACAUCAGCGGGAGGAUAGAUAAAGUGGAAUAAAUUUCAUCGACAUAAAUUAGCAAAACUAGUUUAUUCUUCUUGCUUUCGUACAUUCGCUUGGUCAACGUACGUUCUAUAAUCUAUUGUAUCAGCUUUCACAAAACUAAUUGCUGAGAUAU